AUGGCCAUCAUCCCGGGUAUCCCGCACGUCAUCGUGGAUAUAGCGGUUGACGGCAAUCCGCUCCCCGAAUACCUCGACGAAGACGACAGUGAAUCUAUAACCCCGAACAGCACUACCAAAUACGUCGAAUGCAUGCCUGGCUCACACUUCGCCAUACGGAUCAAUCUCACUAAUCUACAACACUGGCAUCUCAGAGGCGGUGACUCUGUAGAGACGUCGUACUUUCUUGAUGGCCAAAGGGUCGGCGGCGUAAUGCUUCCACAACCUUGGCUGAGUGGAUAUGCUGUUUAUUCAUACCCCGCAGCUCGCUACAUGGAGGGUGGAAUCUGCAAGGAGAGAGCGCUCAUGUUCGCUGAUCUUGUGACAAGUGAGGACCGAGCAUACGCCAAACCAAGACCUGAGCUCAACCACCUGGGGACGAUCACUGUCAAACUUUACCAUUCCAAAGCGGGUAAGACCGACUUUCGCGACUCCGACAAUGCUUCGGAGGCCAAUGUCGGACAUGAAAACAUUCACGAGAAACACCUCAAAGGUCAAGCGAUAUCGACUCAGGCCAAACUGGGAGAGGCAAAACCAAUCGGCCGGAUUAUGACCACUGCGAGCACACGUAUUGGUGAUGCUUUCGCAACGUUCAACUUCCGAUACCGUUCGCGCAAGGAUCUGCAAAUUUCUUGCCUCAUCCCGAGAAGCCCCAGUCCUAUUCCAUUGGAGGAUCGACCAGAAGAGAGCCUCACCCGAGACGAGCUUCUCGAACUGUGUCGUAGGCAGAAGGCCCGCCAAGAAGAGAUGGUUGUGAUCAAGCUAGAACACGAAAAGCAGCGUACCGAGGAAAAGAGAACGCGCGUUGAGGAUGAGAGCGAUGAGGAACCCACCUUGACCUACCACCAUCCGCCCACCAAAAAGCUCAAGAUCUCGGCAGAUGCCCACGCUGGCAUCGAAACUGUCGACUUGACAGACGACUGA
Messenger RNA from Aureobasidium namibiae CBS 147.97, 963 nucleotides. RefSeq lists its product as uncharacterized. Bases 1 to 963 code for a protein of 320 amino acids. The record is from RefSeq and is a predicted model, not a curated record. Lineage: Eukaryota; Fungi; Ascomycota; Dothideomycetes; Dothideales; Saccotheciaceae. The transcript has 5 exons.